Podospora anserina S mat+ is the source of this 675-nucleotide messenger RNA. RefSeq lists its product as uncharacterized. The transcript has 3 exons. NCBI's taxonomy places the organism in Eukaryota, Fungi, Ascomycota, Sordariomycetes, Sordariales, Podosporaceae. The record is from RefSeq and is a predicted model, not a curated record. The annotation marks the transcript as partial.
AUGGCACCCACCUUUGAAGAAGCCCUCACCUCUACCUUUACCCUCGCGCCUCCCCCCAAAAGCCCUCUGGCGCGCUACCGACUCCUGUCUCCCACAGCAGGAGUGAGAGUCAGCCCGCUGUGCUUGGGUGGUUUAAACAUUGGUGAUGAAUGGAAAGCCCUCAUGGGCGAAAUGACCCAACCCCAAGCCUUCUCCCUCCUCGACUACUUCUACUCGGCCGGGGGCAACUUCAUCGACACGGCCAACGCCUACCAAAAGGAGCAGUCUGAGCAGUGGAUCGGGGAGUGGAUGGCCCGGCGUGGGGUCAGAGAUCAGAUGUUCAUCUCAACCAAAUACAGCAACAACUUCCGCGCCGGCCACGGCGAAACCGAGAUCAUGGCCAGCUACAUCGGCAACGGCACCAAGUCAUUACACACCAGCGUUCACGCCUCGUUAAAGAAGCUACAGACGGGGUACAUCGACCUGCUCUUCGUCCACUGGUACGACUACGCGACUUCAAUCCCGGAGCUGAUGCAGAGUCUCAACGUGCUGGUCAAUCAAGGAAAGGUGCUGUAUCUUGGGAUCAGCGACGCGCCGGCGUGGGUGGUGACAAAGGCGAAUCAAUACGCGAGGGAUCACGCGCUUAGGGGGUUUAGUGUUUACCAGCUUAUCCAAGGCCAUAAACAGAUGCGCAUU